Messenger RNA from Cylicocyclus nassatus, 276 nucleotides. The record is from the annotation of a GenBank genome assembly. NCBI's taxonomy places the organism in Eukaryota, Metazoa, Nematoda, Chromadorea, Rhabditida, Strongylidae.
GUCGAGGUUCAAUAUGCUAUGUCGCCAUUAUCAUGAAAAGUCGCCUCGUGCAAGGUUGUUGCCGCAUCGUCUCACAGCUAUCUUCCUUGAUCGCUGCGAGUUUCGGAAAGAAACAAAUGUUGACCGAAGGCAUUCGAGGCUAACGUGUGCAAUCCAUGCUGAAGAACAAACGGCUUUUCCGCAAUACCAAGUUAUACUUUCCAUUUCUUGUUCUUGUUUGCCUUAGAGCCGUGUAAUGUUUCUGUUUUCUGUUAAUAGGAUGAACAAUGGUAGCUC